Molecule: messenger RNA, 2754 nt
Organism: Penicillium pulvis
Lineage: Eukaryota; Fungi; Ascomycota; Eurotiomycetes; Eurotiales; Aspergillaceae
Exons: 1
Coding region: 1-2754 (917 amino acids)
Biological process (GO): carbohydrate metabolic process
Source: RefSeq, a predicted model, not a curated record
AUGUUGGGCUUUGUUCGCUGUGGAAUCCACGGCUUUGAUGAAGUGCUAGGGAUUGACAGCGAUGAGAUUCGCUUCUUCUGGAUACUGGAAACAGAUGAUCACCACGCCGCACAAACUGCCUACCGCGUGGUGCUAAGUACCAACUCUGCAGCUGUUGAAGAUGACAAUCUGGAUGCUUCCCAACUUGAAUGGGACUCAGGACGCGUCGAAAGUGCUGAGCAAAGAAACGUUAUUUGCAAGCCAGAGCAUGGCUUUAAAUCAACUUGCAGUUACUACUGGCGGGUGACUAUGUGGAAUCAGAACAACGAAGCUCACCACAGCCCUGUUCAGCACUUUUUCACCGGCUACCCACGUGCACGACUUUUGCCUCCAUAUAGCAUGAACCAGACAUACAUGCCGCAUACAAGCCUCAUUUUUCGAACAUGGUUUGAGGAUGAGGCGAAUCGGUGGAAGGCUGUUUGGAUUGGUGAUGGAGGUGAUAAGCCAAUUUAUCUCCGGAAGUCCUUCGAGCUACCACAAGCACCGACGCGCGCUAUUCUGUUUGCUUCCGGCUUAGGCCAUUUCAACAUGACAAUGAACGGUCAGCCGACUUCGAACCACCGAUUGGAUCCUGGAUGGACCAAUUAUCACCGACGUGUUCAGUUCACCUCUUACGAUGUUACUGACCGUAUCCAAGCGGGAGAAAACGUCCUUGGAGCCCAUGUUGGUAACGGAUUCUACGCUGGUGAUAAGGGAGGAGAUGACCGAUUCUUUUGGCCAAUGUACGAAGACAACACGUAUGUGAGAUAUGGAAACGAGCUCUGCUUCUUCUGUGAGCUUCAUCUUUUCUAUGAGGACGGUACACAUGAGACUCUUAUCUCUGAUCCGACUUGGUCUGUGCGAAAGAGUGCUACGACCUUGGCCAACAUCUAUGCUUCGGAGAAUCAUGAUCGUCGUCUUUACCCAAUUGGCUGGGACUCCCCUGGCUUUGAUGUUAGCGAUUGGAAGCCGGCUAAGCCACUGACCGGGCCUCGGGGUCACAUCUAUUACCAAACUCAACCGCCUGUUGUGCUGCAUGAGACAUUUGAGCCAGUCAAAACAUACAGCCCUCGCCCAGGGACUGUUUGCUAUGACCUGGGCCAAAAUGCCUCCACCAUGGUCCAAGCCAUUAUCGAAGGGUCCGCUGGAUCUGAGAUCAUCGUUCGGUAUUCCGAAACCGUGAAUGAUGAAGGCACAGUCUUGAUGCCAGAUCCCCUUUUCAAGGAGUUCGAGACCGGUGUUUUCUCCAGAAUAUGUUUGGCAGGUACGGGUGAACCAGAGAUGUGGGAGCCAGACUUCAGUUUCACAAGCGCUAGGUACAUCCAAGUCGAAGGUGUCUCUCUCACACCGGGCGAGGGUCUCCCUGUUGUUCAUUCUGUUGUCGGUCGUCAUAUCUCUUCCGCCGCAAGGAAGCUUGGUACAAUGAAGACAGACAAAGAGGAUGCCAAUGCUCUUCUCAACGCUCUCCACUGGAGCUUCAGCAGUAAUCUCUUCAGCUACCAUACCGACUGUCCGCAGAUUGAGAAGUUCGGGUGGUUGGAGGUGACUCAUUUACUCGCGCCAGCUACGCAGUAUACCCGUGACAUGGAAUCACUGUACACCAAGAUCCUUGAUGAUAUUCUCGACGCGCAAGAACCAAGUGGUCUUGUGCCCACUAUGGCUCCAGAGAUCCGAUACAUGUGUGGUCCUCUUCACGACACUAUUACUUGGGGUUGUGCUUUGUGUCUUCUUCCAGACAUCCUACGACGAUACUAUAGAUCUACACAUGUCAUCGCCAAGGUAUACCCAGCUGCCGUACGAUACAUGGAGUAUAUGCGGACUAAAGAGCGCAAGGGAGGACUGAUUGAGCACGGCCUCGGAGACUGGGGCCGCGAUAUUGCCUUUGGAAACCAUCAAGCCAAUAUUGAGACUGCCAUCUACUUCCAAUGUCUGCAAUGCGUUGAAAUGAUGGCUCGCGAGCUUGGAAAACUUGAAGAGGCAGAGAAGUUCAAGCAAUGGGCCCAGCGUAUUUACGAUGUUUACAAUAAACAUUUGCUUGUUACCGAUGAUUCAUCGCACCCCUAUGCAUACUACACUUCCCUGGACAACUUCCCUCAUCGAGACCGCACAGCCAUCGCCCAGGCGAUGGCUCUUCAGAUCGGCCUGGUGCCAGAAGAGCACAAAAAGGGUGUGAUGGCCGCAUUCCUAGACGAUGUGUCAGACGGCAAAAUCCGCGCUGGUGAAAUUGGACUUCGCUAUCUCUUCAACACACUAUCCGAUGCCAAACGACCGGACCUGGUGCUCCAAAUGGCUCGACAAGAGGAGCAUCCCUCAUACAUGCGCUUCCUGCGCCGAGGCGAGACAACGCUUCUGGAAUUCUGGCAAGAUGAAUGCCGGAGUAAAUGCCAUGAUAUGCUGGGUACGAUCUACGAGUGGUUUUAUACUUCCGUGCUUGGUUUGAAGGUGAUUGAAGAUGGAUACCGGUUAUUCGAGAUUGAUCCGCCUUACGGGGCAGAAUUCGGCCAUGUGAACGGCACGGUUGAUUGCCCAUACGGAUUGAUCGAUAUUGACUUCCGUCAGGAGAAGCAUAAUGUGGUUCUGAAGGUCCUUGUUCCUUUUGGAACUAAUGCUCGGGUGAAGCUUCCUGGUGCUUUGAAGUCCUACGAGGUUGAACGUGAUGGAUCAUCUAUUCAAAUAGAUGGGGAGCCUCAUUUGACCAUUGGACACGGGUCGUACACUGUUAGAGUUCAGUUGUAA